Cynara cardunculus var. scolymus (artichoke) is the source of this 1000-nucleotide messenger RNA. RefSeq names its product transcription factor MYB4-like. The record is from RefSeq and is a predicted model, not a curated record. The coding region runs from base 85 to 726 and encodes 213 amino acids. The transcript has 3 exons. Lineage: Eukaryota; Viridiplantae; Streptophyta; Magnoliopsida; Asterales; Asteraceae.
AGACUUUGAACUCAUCACCAUGGCAGCUGAGGAGAGAGAAACAGUGCCACAGAGGGAGAGAGUCAAAGAGAGAUCUGGAUAACAAUGGUGAGAGCACCUUGCGUUGACAAAAAUGGGAUCAAGAAAGGGGCUUGGAGCGAAGAAGAAGAUGAUCAAUUAAGAGCUUAUGUUCACCGAUAUGGCCAUUGGAAUUGGCGUGAACUUCCCAAAUAUGCCGGGUUAGCUAGAUGUGGCAAGAGUUGUAGAUUGCGUUGGAUGAAUUAUCUUCGACCGACCGUGAAACGCGGGAAUUUCAGUAAAGAAGAAGAAGACCUAAUCGAGAAAUAUCAUAAGGAUAUGGGAAACAAAUGGUCAGCCAUUGCUGCAAAAUUACCAGGAAGAAGCGAUAACGAGAUCAAAAACCAUUGGCACACCCACCUGAAAAAACGCACCCCCAAACCAGUUCAAGAUAUCUCUAAAAAAGAAGAACAAAGUUCUUCAGUUGAACAGAUUAUGCUAUUUACAGGUCAACCUCCCAGUGUUGUUUCGACAUCUAACACUAACGUAAUUUCCAACGAGUCAUCAGCAUCUCAUAGAAUAUCUGACGAGUCAUCAGCAUUUCACAGACCAACAAUCGAGUCGUUGGCAUCACAAAGAACUUCUGAUGAUUCAUCAUCACAUUCCUCAGGUGUAGAGCGCAGAUUGUUCAUAGAUUUGAAUCAAGAAUAUGUCGAGACAUUAGAGUAGGAAUGAGAUAAGGGUAUGGAGUGGAGUGCUGAUAUGACUACCGGAAGAUGGAGUAAUUGUUCCGAAAAAGGUAAAACCUUUCGAUCCCCCAACGAAAGGUUUUCGAAAACUAUUCAAAAUUGUUGUUUUGUAAAUGAACAACAAUUUCCUCAAGUUCCAUAUCAAAUUUGUCAUUCCUUUCUUUCUUUAGAUUUUUUCUGGGAAUUUACAUGUGCAGCACAAGAAAAUAUGUGUUAACUACAGCAAGUUCUUAUCACAAUAGAUUGAUUAAUAC